This is a messenger RNA of Liolophura sinensis, 1645 nucleotides long. RefSeq names its product transcription factor MafK-like. The transcript has 2 exons. Gene Ontology annotation, cellular component: nucleus. The coding region runs from base 635 to 1081 and encodes 148 amino acids. NCBI's taxonomy places the organism in Eukaryota, Metazoa, Mollusca, Polyplacophora, Chitonida, Chitonidae. The record is from RefSeq and is a predicted model, not a curated record. Gene Ontology annotation, molecular function: DNA-binding transcription factor activity, RNA polymerase II-specific; RNA polymerase II cis-regulatory region sequence-specific DNA binding. Gene Ontology annotation, biological process: regulation of transcription by RNA polymerase II.
UUUGCGUCGUAGGUAUUUCAUGAGAUUUCCUGCUAAUCGAGACAAGACGUUGGCAACUGACGUAAUUUCUGGAGAACGACGCUUUGUCAGUUGAUCUAUUUUUAGAAUUUUAUCACCUGUCAUCCCAUACAGGUGGACAACGAGCUGAGUCAUCAAAUUUGGUGUCAAUGGGUACAAAUGCUGAGUCAUCAACUUUUGAGUUCCGCGCCAUCUGGCUUUUAGUGAGUGCGUAAAAACGCACAGUAUGCUUGUAAACAACAACGCAGUUGCUCUGAUCAGGAUCCAACACAAUGGUCAAUCAGAGUUCCUGGUAAAUUGUGGACGUCGUUACCAGCUGAAGUUAUUGUGACUUAUUCAAAGCACUGCUGAUCCUUGUUAGAGGGACUAGCUGAUUUUUCUGACGACCACAUAGAUACGGGCUUUGUUUUCAUCCCGGAUCCCUGUCACAGUGGUUGGUUAAGUGGUCGACAUUUCGCAGAACCAACCAGCGUGCUGACCGAUUUCUGACUUACAUCACACUUAUUGCUGUCUGUCGGACGCUGGCGUCGCAUAGAGGUGUUCCACCACAAAGACGUACCAGGACUGUAUGAUGAACUGUUAGAGUGUUUAAUGCUCAGUCAGCUUGUAUGUCAAGAUGAGUAAAAAGAUAUUUUUAUCCUAUGCCAAAUCAGAGAGUGCACGUGCACUUGCUCGCCUGUCAGAUGAUGAACUGGUUGCUCUUUCUGUGAAAGACUUGAACAAAAUGUUAAAGGGCAUGUCACGUGAUGAGGUUGCUAAACUCAAACAAAGGAGACGCACUCUCAAAAACAGAGGCUAUGCUGCAAACUGUCGCGAGAAACGAAUUUCUCAGAAAGAAGAGUUAGAAAUUGAGAAGGAAAAGUUACGUGCUGAGGUGGACAGACUUCAAAGAGAAAAUGAUGUUGUCAAAAUGGAACUAAGUGCUUUAAGAAACAAGUUUUCUGCUCUUCAGAAAUUUGCAGAUUCCAAUAAAAUUCCUGUUAUUCAAGUGCCAACGGUUAUUAAGCGAGAGUCCAGAGAGGAAAUGUGCCGAGCUCAGGCAGAGUCAACGCGAUAUGUGUAGGCCAGGUUCGUCCAGCUUUGUCAGUGACAGGAUAAAGGAUGGCUGGAUUGAAUAUUCCAUGAACUUGAAGACAGUAUGAUGUGUGAACGUGAACUCUAUGCUGGACAUGGGAAACGAGUGAAUCUUGUAUGAAUAUGAGUGGGUAAUAAGGUGAUUCCUGCAAUGUACAUUGUUCAAAUCAAAUAAAUUAAAUGCAUAGUUAUGACUGAUACAUUAGAGACCUGUGUAAGUACAUGUAUCUAUCCAGCUUCACAGAUUAAGGAUAUUUAAUAGCUAUGGGUAUAUAUAGCUUUUUGUACAUAAGAGAAAAAAAAUUUUUUUACAAAGAUUCCCAAUCAUUUAAAACAUAAUUUCUUUCUCAUUCAAUUUGGACAUUCAGUUUAUUUCUGUUAAUAGGUUUAUUAAACUUAAGUCAUUCACUUUUGUUGAAGUUCUUCAGUAUAAUGCUGUUAGAUAUGUUCUAUGAAAAUUGAAUAUACCAGGAAAAGUGGGAAGCAAUUAUGCUGAUGUAAGUAGGUCCUUACACUGAUAAAAUGUGAAAUAAAUACAAGGUCCGAACGUACA